CAGCAAAAUACGAAUUUAACUCAAUUUUUAAUACAUUAGUUUUGCGCAUGUAGUUGUUGUGCUCGCGUGUCGGUGUAAAAGUAAAAGCCGCGCAUUCAGCUUUACGUUGCUGAUUCGAAGGAACUAAUAUAGCGCCACAGACAUGGGUGAUGAAGGCGAAGGUGGCAAAGAGACAGAGAAGAAGAUCCUACACGUUUAUCCGUUGGUCAAGUACUCGGACAUGAAUGAGGAAAUGCGCACUGAGGCCAUUGAGUUGAGCAUCACGGCUUGUGAAAAAUAUUCAUCCAACUAUGAACAAGCAGCUAAGAUUAUAAAAGAGACGAUGGAUAAGAAGUUUGGUAUCUACUGGCAUGUUGUGGUCGGAGAAGGUUUUGGUUUUGAAAUCUCCUACGAAACCCAAAAUUUACUCUACUUGUUUUUUGCCGGUAACUUGGCCAUCGUUCUGUGGAAGUGCUCGUAAGUAGGCCACAAGCAAGCAAGCCAGCAAGCAAUUCUACUAGGAACCAAAAGAUGUACCUUGAAAUCGUUCACCAUUUUUGAAUUGAUAUUACAUGUAAACAAAAUUUUUAUUUGUUAUGUGUGUUAAGCAAUAAAAGGAAUAACAGAAAUGCCGAA
This is a messenger RNA of Scaptodrosophila lebanonensis, 615 nucleotides long. RefSeq names its product dynein light chain 4, axonemal. Gene Ontology annotation, biological process: microtubule-based process. The coding region runs from base 143 to 460 and encodes 105 amino acids. The transcript is spliced from 3 exons. The record is from RefSeq and is a predicted model, not a curated record. Gene Ontology annotation, molecular function: dynein intermediate chain binding; dynein light intermediate chain binding. Gene Ontology annotation, cellular component: dynein complex. NCBI's taxonomy places the organism in Eukaryota, Metazoa, Arthropoda, Insecta, Diptera, Drosophilidae.